This is a messenger RNA of Carassius carassius (crucian carp), 1091 nucleotides long. RefSeq lists its product as uncharacterized. Bases 91 to 702 code for a protein of 203 amino acids. The record is from RefSeq and is a predicted model, not a curated record. Lineage: Eukaryota; Metazoa; Chordata; Actinopteri; Cypriniformes; Cyprinidae. Gene Ontology annotation, biological process: response to bacterium. The transcript is spliced from 4 exons.
CGGAUCAGAAGUGGAAACACGUUGUGGUUUAAUGUUUCUGCACUGAAAGGAAAUCUGCAGUUUGAUCAAUGCUUUUACAGACGAAAGACAAUGGAGAAGAUCAUGCUCUUUUGUGUUUUUUCAUACUUGAUUGUUCAGAUCAGCUCCAGCGAUGCUUCAGAACAUAAUGUGACUCUGUUAAGAUUUCAGCUGAAUGAAAGCAUCACUCUGAACUGCAACAUGACAUACAAUCAUGAAAUAGCCUGGUAUCACCAGAAUCCUGAAUCUGGACGACUAACACUGGUGCAUUUUGCCACGGCCUUAAUGAAAGAGAAUCAUAUGAUGAAUCAAAACAGACACCUGGCAGUUAUAGUAGAUAGAAUUAGAAACACAGGCUCGCUAGUUAUGACUGGACUAAUGGAGUCAGAUUCAGGUCUUUAUUUCUGUGGAACAAGAUCAGGGUAUUCAGACAUGCACUUUGAGAAACCCAUCAGACUACAGAUCGAGGACAGAGAAGACAAAGUUCAGUCCGUCACAGAUCCUCCAGAGGAAGAUGAGAUCACAGAUGAAGUGACGCUGACGGAGCGUGUGCUGAUGUUCAGUGGUGUUGCUUUGGCUGUGUUUCUGUGUUUUCUGGUUAUAAUCAUUGCAGGAAGAAACAUUUACUGUCACGGUUGGCGGAAAGGAUGGACCGCAGCCGAACAUGCUGGUCUGAAUGUUUAAAACUCACCUAAAUGACAUUUGUGAGCUUUAUUUUUUAACAAUAAUCAGCAUUUAUACUUUACACCAGGCUCACCGAUGUGAUUCAGAUGUGUUUCUGUCGGCCAGAUCUCAUAGACGUCUGUUUUAUCUGUUCAUGGCACAAACCUGUUCAAAUAAAAUGUCUUCAGUGUUCAAAGUGUUUUUGAGUUUCGAUCAAAUAAACAGCAGUAAAACUAUCAUGUCACGGUUGUAUUUUUGAUGAAAAAAAUGUAUAGAAAUGAUAAUUCUUUCUAAAUGUUAUGUAGAUCUAAACACACGGUCUGUGACUAUAAACAGAAACAGAUGCGAAUGAAUAAGUGUGUGUGCCGUCUUUCUUUAGUGAAAUAACAAUAAAUACCACUUUAUUUCUG